Vigna angularis (adzuki bean) is the source of this 734-nucleotide messenger RNA. RefSeq names its product transcription elongation factor SPT4 homolog 2. Gene Ontology annotation, molecular function: RNA polymerase II complex binding; zinc ion binding. Gene Ontology annotation, cellular component: nucleus; DSIF complex. The transcript has 6 exons. Lineage: Eukaryota; Viridiplantae; Streptophyta; Magnoliopsida; Fabales; Fabaceae. Gene Ontology annotation, biological process: positive regulation of DNA-templated transcription, elongation; regulation of transcription elongation by RNA polymerase II; mRNA processing. The coding region runs from base 205 to 555 and encodes 116 amino acids. The record is from RefSeq and is a predicted model, not a curated record.
CAUAAUACUCGCUCAAUUCUCACGCUUAAUAAAAAAUCAUUCUUCUCACUUAAUCACGCAUUUGUCAUCGACUCCGCCUUGCUGCCGUGUCACCGCAGAUACCUGCUGUUGUGCCACCGCUUCCGUCACCUGAUUCAUCCUUUUCAGCGGCUCCACCGGCCUUGGGUCUUCCCGUCGUCCACCUAUCGUGUGAACAUACAGAAAAUGGCAAUUGCACCUGCACAAAUUCCUACUAGCUUUGGCCAUGAGUUGAGGGCAUGUCUUCGUUGCCGCCUUGUCAAAACCUAUGAUCAGUUCCGAGAGUCAGGCUGUGAGAACUGCCAGUUCUUUAAGAUGGAAGAAGAUCAUGAGCGUGUUGUUGAAUGCACUACUCCUAAUUUUAAUGGGAUCAUUUCUGUUAUGGAUCCCUCUCGCAGCUGGGCUGCCCGAUGGUUGCGCAUUGGAAAAUUCGCUCCUGGUGUUUAUACUCUUGCGGUCUCAGAGGCACUCCCAGAAGAGAUGCAGGCUAUAUGCGAGGACGAGCGUGUGCAGUAUGUCCCUCCCAAACGUCUGUGAAAUAUGUUAAUAUUGGCUGACAUCCUUUAACUUAGACAGAGACCAUGUUUGAUUUGAAUUCUGAGCACUAUUACUUUUUUUUUCAAUGAUACUGUAAAAAUUGGAGAUAUUUAUUGGAAUUAAAAUGGUACUACAUUGAAAACAAUAUCCAAGUAAAAUAAAUAAAAGAAUGUGGAAAA